Messenger RNA from Zophobas morio, 2700 nucleotides. Its product is annotated as protein transport protein Sec16B-like. Bases 899 to 2665 code for a protein of 588 amino acids. Gene Ontology annotation, cellular component: endoplasmic reticulum exit site; ER to Golgi transport vesicle membrane. Lineage: Eukaryota; Metazoa; Arthropoda; Insecta; Coleoptera; Tenebrionidae. The record is from RefSeq and is a predicted model, not a curated record. The transcript is spliced from 22 exons. Gene Ontology annotation, biological process: autophagy; Golgi organization; COPII vesicle coat assembly.
GAGCAACGUUGUUGGUCCUCCGCAACCUUCUUCACUUUCUUCCAUUUUUCAUCCACUUGAAGCGUCAACUAAGGGAAAAAAUCAGUCAUAUUUCGGUACUGAGCGAGCCCCUUUAAAAGUUCAUAGUCAAAAUGAAACUAUUGACCUAGAAUUAACGAAACCGAUAAACACGCAAACCAGUUAUUCUUCCCUUUCUUCGCAAUUUUUUACGUCACCAUCUAAUAACUUUUCAAGCGACGAACUUUUUAUUGGUACAAAUAAAGGUGAGGCGAAUAGGAAUAACGAUGGCAACUUUUUAGAAGCUAACAGUUGUGUUUCUUAUUUAAAUACAACAAACUUUAACUCUCAGAAUAACGCUACCAACUCCACUUCAUAUGUUGAACAAAUCUCCUCCCCACUACAGAACACUGCGUCUGACGUAGAAUUUUUUGAUAACUUUACUAUAGCAGAUAACUUUAUUGAUAUAUUUUCACCGAGAGAAAACGAAGCUAAUAUAGAUAAACCUCAAGAUAACUUAAUACUUCCCACUCCAGUAGUGCACAACGAUGUAAAAGAAUCUUCAAACUUUAACAACGGCCUAAACCAUCCGAGCUAUACCAGCUCCCUUCCUCAUCCCACUAAUAACGCAUUCCCUACAACUGGUGUACAAACGCUCUGCCAGCCGUUUGGUUAUGCCCUGCACCGCCUGCCGGGUACCCCCCCUGUUCAGCCAAGCCAUUCUUUACUGUUUGCUCCGCCGCGCGUGUCCGGCGAUUCUAUAUUAUCACUAAAAUCAGAAGAAACUUUUAAUCUCAGAAUCGGCCGUCCAGCCCUUCCCAUACUCUAUUUUGGUUUUGGCGGAAAGUUGAUUACUCAUUUCGGAAGGGAUUGUACAAACUCGAGUAUUAUAAUAAGAAACAUGUCAUCCGUUCUUAAAGAUGAAAGCUCGUUUAAUUUUCCUGGUCCGCUGCUCCCAAGCCACAAAGAAAAACUAAUAGAUUUUACAAAUUUAAAAAUACAGACGCUUGAGGACGCGGAUUCCUUGAUAUUGUGGAAGUUGCUGCUUUUAUUGAUUAAAACCGAUAGCGCUUUACUUAGAGAAAAUUGGGUACAGAAUCAUUCUUUACUUGAAAAAGUGUUGGAAUUGUUAAAGGAGGCAACUGUUGCUAAAGUAAGAAAUCCAGGCUUUUCUCAAGCUUCUCUUGAAAUUAUUGAAGAGACAACGCGGCAUCUACUGUACGGAAAUACAAAGGAGGCUGUACACGAAGCAAUGAAAGGAAACUGCUGGGACCACGCGUUGGCCAUAGCGUUUUCAGACGGCCCAUCUUCUUUUCUCGAAGUGCUUUACUACUUUGUUAAACGGGGCUUCUUGGACGAGGGCCACCCCCUUGCAACGUUUUACAUGCAGUUGACCGGCGCUCUGUUUGAUGAGAAUAAUCGAACGGAGGUCCGUUUGCGCCACUGGAAACAGCACGUGGCUAUUCUUUUGGUCAAUCGAAGUGACCGUUUGAAAUAUUUUCUGAUGACUUUGGGUGAUCGGCUUUAUAAUGAAUCUAUUAACGCUUCUCAUUUUUGUUAUCUUCUUAGCGGGGAUACACUGAAGCCGCUGCACCAAAAAACUCGCAUGACUUUGUUGGGCACUCAUCAUAAAAACUUCUUUUACCCCCAUAUUUCCGCUAUUGAGAAAAGCGAAAUUUUGGAGUUUGCGCAUACUUUGUUGGAUUCAAGUUUUUUAAUGCCUCACUUGCUUCCCUUUAAGUUCAUGCAUGCAAUUCACUUGGCUGAACUAGGAAACUUAUCAUUGGCUAUAAGGUAUUGCGAGUACCUUCAAAAAGUAUUUUUAUCUUAUCCAGAAAUUUGCACAUCGCUUUGGGCAGACAAAUUCUUAAUCUUUUUUAAAAGAGUUUGGAUAACAAAGCUUUAUAAAAACCCCUCUUCCGUGGCUGACCUUGAAGAAAGCUUUGAUCAAAACGUUAUUUUACAAGAACAUAGCUUCUCAGAUAUGUGUAAUUUGGCCAAGUUGAGUGAGCUCAGCCACGCAUAUUCUUCAACACCAGAGCCGUACCCCACCUAUUCAACCACGUCACCCACUCCCCUCAUCAAUCCAAAUACUAAAGCCUCUUUACCAACAAGCGCUACUCCUGCGCAUGAUUCAAAUCGACUCGAUGCUGGCCUUGAGGAGCUUAUAAAUGAGAAUUACGAAAAUGAUGAUGACUUUUUUACUUACUAUGAAGAAGAAUUACAAGCUUUUGUUACUGAACAAACUCAAACGAAGGAAGAAGUUACUUUAGCCAACGAACGUCUAGAAAAAGUGUCAUUUGAGGAAAAACAACCAGUGGCUGACAACUUUCCACUUCCCGAACAACCAACUCGCACGAUUUCUGCUGAAGUUAAAAAGCCUGAGGACCGGCAUGAACGAAAGUCCGAAUCGAUGUUUAGCGAUGGCCUAUUUAAGUUUAUCAAAAGAAAGCUUGGUUAUAAAGAGAUUUACCAAGGUAAGAACCUUGAAAGUUAUUAUGAUAAGAAUCUUGGAAGAUGGGUCUUCCCCGGUGGCGACGAUGAGGAGACAGAAGAGGCUGGCCCUCCAAUUGUAUCAACGAGAAAUAACUCGGUAAAGACCCAGAAAGACUCCAUUGGUCAAAGCCGUCGAAGAAGAAAGCAACUCAGUUAUGUGGAUCCGUGGUGAAUAUAGUAAUAAAAUAUAAGGAACUUUUAUUGUAU